AUGCCGCUACCCAUGGCGCUAGGAGCCCACUGCGCUACGAGAAGUACUGCAAAAUUGGUGGCUAAGUACGUGCCCAAAAUGCCAAUAUUGUCCGUUGUGGUUUCUGAAAUCAAAAUCAAGACUGAUUCCUUUUAUUGGUCUUGUAGUGAUGAGUCUGCUGCUAGGCACGCCUUAUUUACAGGGGGUUGGUUCAUGUUCUGUGUGCAGGAUCUGCAAGGGCUGCUCAUGAAGAAUCAACUGAGGAAGCACUGGAAUUCGACCUUGAACAUGCUAAAUCAAAAGGACUCUACAAGGUCGGGGAUGUUGUCGUAG
Messenger RNA from Fraxinus pennsylvanica, 312 nucleotides. Lineage: Eukaryota; Viridiplantae; Streptophyta; Magnoliopsida; Lamiales; Oleaceae. The record is from the annotation of a GenBank genome assembly.